Didymodactylos carnosus is the source of this 495-nucleotide messenger RNA. The record is from the annotation of a GenBank genome assembly. NCBI's taxonomy places the organism in Eukaryota, Metazoa, Rotifera, Eurotatoria, Philodinida, Philodinidae.
AUGAUUCAACCAAGCCGAAUACAACCAACAGCACGCUAUUCUGUGCAAGAAUGUACAGAAAUACCUUCGUUCGGUCACUACAUGUCGUCACUUUUAUGCACGCAUAUUUUUUUAGGAAACGUCGAUGGGAAAUUCGAUGCAAAUGAUUUGAGUAUUUAUUUCGAAAAAUUGGGUAUAAAACUCGGUUCAGAUGACGCCUCAAAAUUAAUACAAAAAAUGGAUCAAGACGGGUCAUUAGAAAUAACUUAUGACGAAUGGAGAAAUUUCUUUUUAUUGAAUCCAGCAAUAGGAGAGCAAAACCCUAGUGAAAUGUUACAAUACUGGCGUGCAGCAUCGCAUUUUGAUUUCGGCGAAGCAAGUUUUACGGUUCCUGAUGUAGUGAUUAAAGGUAUUAUUAAUAUGAAAUUAGUAAUACAUGUAACAGGUAGUUGACUGACUGGUUUCUUUUCAGGGGGCAAGUGGUGGACGAACCUUGUAGCUGGUGGAUGUGCCGGG